UUGCAUUUGGGGCAGUGAGACUUUUUCUACAAUUUAUUGUGCGUAGAGAUGCGAACGAGUCUGACCAAUAUUUUCUUCGCUGUUAAUAUUGACAACUGUUGAAGACUGGGUCUUUAUGCCCACUCAAGUAGAAUAUCUAAAUACAUUAGGAAAUUAACUCUUUAUUGAUAAAAAGUUCACGCGGGGUUAGAAGACUCGGAAUAUUAUUCAAGUGCAAAGAAUUAAAAUUGGGAGUUUAAAUUUUUCUACAUGCGAUUUUAAACGCCUUGGUGAAUAAACAUUCAGUGGCCAACAGUUGGACAUUGGUCAAUACUAAUUCGAUCGGAUCAUAAAAGUACACCAAGAGCAACAGCCAUAAUGGAAUUGCUACAUACACUCCAAGAAGAAAUCUUGACGUUAAAUUGUUUAAAUCUGGAAUAGUUCCGAAAGGGAAUUGUAAUCAUUCCAAUCUAUAAUAGUUCCGAAAGGGAAUUGUACAAAACAGGACGUCUUUGAUUUGAUUUGAUAAAUAUAAUGUAGAAUCAUCGGUGAAUAUCUGAUUUAUUCCACAGACAAUUAAAAAUAUUGGUUACGAGGGCAGCCAUGUGAAAAAUAUACCAUUGAUUACAAAUAGUGGUGUUGAAAUUUUCCAAGUGAAUGAAAGUCCGUGUAACAUGGGGAAGCAGAGCAGUAAACUAGGACCUAGGGAGCUCAGUGACCUUAAUCUACAGACCAACUUCACCGAAGAGGAACUUCAGCAAUGGUACAAAGGAUUCAUAAAAGAGUGCCCAAAGGGCAGUCUCACUAUGGAGGAGUUCAAGAAAGUUUACGCCAAUUUUUUUCCACGUGGAGACGCCACAUCAUUUGCUGAAUAUGUGUUCAAGGCUUUCGAUGAGAAUAAAGAUGGUUCGUUAGACUUUAGAGAAUUUAUGUGUGCUCUCAGCGUCUCUUCAAGGGGAACUUUAGAUGAAAAAAUACAAUUCGCCUUCAGAAUCUAUGAUUUAGAUGGAGAUGGUUAUAUUACGAAGCCUGAGAUGUUAGAAAUCAUUAAGGCAAUCCAUAAAAUGGUUGCAUCUACAAUGAAGUCUGAGCAUAAGAAAUCUACCCCAGAGGAAAGGACUGAACUCAUUUUCAAACGCAUGGACAAAAACGCAGACGACAAACUGUCGCUGGCAGAAUUUAGGGAUGGGGUGAAGGCGGAUCAAUCCAUUGUUAAUUUUCUGCAAGGACUGACAUAAAAUCAAACCACCCAUUUGUAAGAAUGGUACCGGAUAGUGAUGUCUGUUACUGUAAGCAGUCUCUGUAUUAGGAGAUAAAACAUUUGUCUAUAAAUAAGUAAGUGUGGUAUUGCAACACUUUCUAUCGAAUCUUGAUUCAAAACACUCUACCGACUCACAUCGAAGUUCAUAUUGAAAAAUCAAACCUCGUACAUGUAUAAGGAGUCAUCACAAUAACAAAAGAAAUAAAUUUCAAAGGAUUUGUGUAUAAACGGAAAUUUGGUUUUAAGCUUUAGAUCCGUUAAGCAGGAAUUCCAGCUUCUGAUCAACAUAUUGCUAAACCUUCGCUGCACAUGUAUGCUUAAUUGGACUUACAGUAAGUUUAAAUAAAUUAAAGUAAAUUUUAGCUGAAGAUAUUUAUCAUCCUACUAAUUCGCUAAGAGAGUUUUCCCAUACUGCUUGAACUUUUUUACAUUUAAUCACAACCAUUAACAUAAACAUUUAGAAAUUUCUUACAAAAACUUUCUGUACAAGUCACCGAACAAUCAACGCAUGUCUAUGCGAGUCUCGACUUUUUUGUACGGAAGAUAUAUUCGUUUAUGACGAUAGGGAAAGUAACAACAUGUUACUCCUAAAUCGUAGAACGUAACUUGUCAACAGAAAACUCACCCGGCCUUGUCUGGUCAACUUGUUGUGCAAAAACGAUACAUUUGUACGUAAAUGAUCAAUAUAGCUUAUCAACUGUAAGAGAGGAUUUUGAUUUUUACCUG
Saccostrea cuccullata (small rock oyster) is the source of this 1966-nucleotide messenger RNA. Its product is annotated as neurocalcin homolog. The coding region runs from base 654 to 1217 and encodes 187 amino acids. The record is from RefSeq and is a predicted model, not a curated record. The transcript has 2 exons. Gene Ontology annotation, molecular function: calcium ion binding. NCBI's taxonomy places the organism in Eukaryota, Metazoa, Mollusca, Bivalvia, Ostreida, Ostreidae.